Messenger RNA from Biomphalaria glabrata, 9261 nucleotides. RefSeq lists its product as uncharacterized. The record is from RefSeq and is a predicted model, not a curated record. The coding region runs from base 1640 to 5299 and encodes 1219 amino acids. Gene Ontology annotation, biological process: DNA integration; proteolysis. Lineage: Eukaryota; Metazoa; Mollusca; Gastropoda; Planorbidae. Gene Ontology annotation, molecular function: zinc ion binding; nucleic acid binding; aspartic-type endopeptidase activity. The transcript has 2 exons.
CAUUAAGUUCAUUUGAUAAAGGAAGUAUGAUUGAAAUGGUGGAAACAUUCGAACCGAAAUAUUUCGUACGCAUAUGACGAUUUUGUUGUUGCUAAACCAUGGGAUUGUCUAGAAUAAUUCAGGUUUAACUGUUAACAAGUAUCAUAAGGCUCCAUCAGAACGGGAUCAAAACAAACUAAACAUUUAGAGAUGAAGCCCAACAAACAGAUUACAAACAGAACAACUCGCUCGACUGUGAGGAAAACAACAAAGAAAACUACUUUUAAAACCUCUACACCCAAAACUACCACAGAAACUACCCAAAACACAACAGUUGUACUUAACAGCACCACAUCAUCAACCACCACAGAACUAAUAACCCAUGUUGUGACCUAUACAUCAGUCGUCAACGUGCAGACUCAGACCAAAUUGACCAACUUAACCAACUUGACCAACACUACAGAAAACUCACGAGCCUCGUUCGAUAUUUCAGCUUCCUCCUGCACUGCUGCGAUCAUUAGCUCCUCUAUGGCGGUAGCACUGCUGCUUCUUUUUAUUCUCAUCUCAGUCAUUUCUCUACGCCAUCGACUAAAAAUGGCCAACCUAUGUCGUCGAAAGGUUUCUGUAUCUGGAGAUGUCGAAGCAGCAUUGCCGAAUUUCGAUUGCAGAGUUUCAGAUCUAGAGCCAAAGUAUUCCGUAGUCUACAGCAAUGUAAGAACAGAUUCACAAUUAAGAAUCGUGCAUUUGUCACAAUCUCCAAGAGAUGUCAGCAACAGAAACAUCUAUAUCAACACUAGCAUUCUCAAACUACCGUCUAGCUGUGAGUCUUCUACAUCUAGCAAUGAAGUCAAAACUAAACCUCAAGAAGAUCAGCUAGAAAGCGACGGAAAUCAACACAAAGAACAAAUCUAUACAAAGUUAAGGGACUUUCCUGUUGCUAAUAUAAAUCCGUACAACGUAUCAUUUGAAAGUGUUCAAGAAACAAGCAAGGACUGUGACACUACAGACACGUAUACUUCUAGUCUAAAUAUAGAUGAUACAUGUUCUAACUGUGAGAAUACUGGUCCCCAGAAUGAUUGCACAUCGGAACCAAUUUAUUUUGAAGUUGAAAAGGAAAUGGAAUAGAGAGUUACAAUUUAAUGUAUGACUUACACAAAAGACAAAUAAGUACAGUUAUUAAUUUUAAUUACUUAACGAUAGAGCAGGGUUAGAUGAUAAACAUUUAGUAGCAUUGAGGAAUUCAUUAUAGACUAUAAGAACAAUCGCAGAACAGCUAAUGUCAGUUUUGGUUCGCUUCCACCACACACGGAAUCUAGUUCUAACAAGAGUCUAGUUCUAACAAGAGUCUAGUUCUAACAAGAGUCUAGUUCUAACAAGAGUGUGGUGAAAUAGUUGCUAUUUGUUUAUGUUUGUGUAACGUCGUGAGAAUGUGUUCACAACAUGGAUUUAGUGUGCUACUGUCCAAGUCUCUUUCGUCAGUUCAUGUGUCGUUCUAGUUUAAUAAAGCCUUGUUUUAGGUUACUCUUCCGUGUUCCUUUAUUUCUUAUUACAAUUUAUUAAACUAGAAAUUUUCAAUUUCAUGGAUCUAUGUGCCUCACGUAUCUUUUUUGGAUUUUCGUUCAACACUAUUCUCAGUCUGUAAGUAAAAGUAGUAAUACAAAUGGAACGUCUAUUUAGGCCAAAAGAGCUGGACAUAGAGCCUAGCUCGCCAUCGGCUGCCGAGAAGUGGCUGCACUGGCUCAGAACAUUUGAGAAUUUCAUCUCCUCAGUCUCUCAUUGCGAGAUUGACAAAAAGAAAUUACUAGAAAACUACGUUUCUUCGAGCGUAUUUCAGUACAUAAGUGAGUGUACCACGUUCGAAGAAUCAAUCAAAGUUCUACAAAAUGUCUACGUGAAGCCUAAAAGCAAAAUUUUUGCACGGCACAUGAUAACUCUUUGUCGACAAGAGAACGGACAAACCGUUGACUCCUUCCUACUUAAGCUUAAAAGUAUGGCCAAAGACUGUGACUUCAAAGCUGUCACCGCUGAAGAACACAGAGAUAUCUUCGUAAGAGACGCCUUCAUUACUGGACUGGCUUCAAACAGCAUAAGGCUGCGACUCUUAGAGAAAUCUACUCUAACUCUACAGUGCGCCUAUGAAGAGGCAAGACAACUUGAAUAUGCCCAUAACCAUGCCAUGGCGUAUAACAUCUGCUCUGAAACUCCCUGUGGAGCUAGCGCCCACGAGGAGAGCCUUUCUCCAAUGACAAAAGUAGAACACGAGGUGAGUGCGGCGACUAGUAAAAGAUGUUUCUUUUGUGGAAACAGCCCACAUCAACGCUUUAGAUGUCCGGCCCGUGACGCUACAUGCAACUUGUGCGGUAAGAGGGGCCAUUUCCAGAAAGUCUGUAAAUCGACCAGACAGACACUCAAAUCUACAACCUCAGCCAUAGUGAAAGCAGAUGAUGACACGUCUCGGACUACAACCGUUGGAUCUUCCUGGGCAUCGACACCAGCGUCCGGUCUUACUAAAUCUACUAUUUCAAUACUCGUCAAUGGAGUACCAUUGAAGGCUCUCGUAGAUACGGGGAGCAGUGAAAGCUAUAUAUCUUCUUCAAUUGCUAAAAGGUACAAAUGGAAAUUAGAAACGUCCAGAAACAGAAUAUACAUGGCCUCUACACAUCUUUCUCGCACUACUCACGGCCAUAUUUUCGCUAAAAUAAAGUACAAAGAUGAACAAUAUGAAAGUGUUAAGCUCUCACUACUAGAUGGACUAGUAUCUGAUGUAAUCUUAGGGCUAGAUUUCAUCAGCCAGCACGAAAAACUGAUGAUCCCAUUUGAAGGAAAACGAAGCACUCUCCAGGUCUGUACGCUGAAAGCUGCACGAGUUGAAGCCCCUCGCCUCUUCGCUAAUCUGGCUCCUAACUGCCAUCCCAUAGCCACUAAAUCUAGAAAAUAUUCUAUGCCUGACUCCAAAUUCAUUCAAACUGAAAUCAAGAGACUUCUAUCUGACAAAAUUAUUGAGCCUUCCACGUCCCCGUGGCGAGCCCAGAUAAUUGUAACAACGAAUGAAAGGCACAAAAAGAGAAUGGUUAUCGACUAUAGCCAAACCAUCAAUCGAUUCACUUACCUCGACGCGUAUCCCGUGCCAAAAGUGGAUGAACUGGUGCAGGAAAUAUCUAAAUACUCAAUGUACAGUACAUUUGACCUCAAAAGCGCUUACCACCAGAUACCUAUCAGGGAUGAUGAGAAGCAGUACACGGCGUUCGAGGCUGGCGGAAAGCUUUAUCAGUUUUGCCGCAUUCCUUUUGGAGUGACAAACGGAGUCGCCGCAUUUCAGAGGACGAUCAACGCAAUAAUUGAGGAGGCAGGGCUACAGGACACGUUCGCUUACGUGGAUAACGUUACCAUCUGCGGACUUGACUCCAUUAGCCACGACCAGAAUCUACAGAGAUUUCUCAAUGCCGCUAAAAAGUACGGUAUCACCUUCAACAAUGAUAAAAGUGCUAUUGCGACUAAUAAAGUAUGCCUCCUAGGCUACGAAAUCUCACAAGGGCAAUUAAGACCAGACCCCGAAAGAUUUCAAGCAUUGAGAAACCUACCUCCACCACAAGACAUGAAAUCACAAAAGCGGGUGAUUGGACUACUGUCCUAUUAUUCUCAAUGGAUCCCAAAUUUCUCCAACAAGAUCCAUUUAUUGGUGAACAACAAAGCCUUUCCUCCCCCUGAACAAGUACAACAAGCUUUUAAACAGCUAAAACACGAACUUGAAAACGCUGCUGUGUCGACGAUAGACUACAAUCGACCACUAACAGUCGAAACAGAUGCCUCUGACAUCGCGAUUGCCGCCACUCUUAAUCAAGACGGCCGUCCUGUCGCCUUCUUUUCAAGAACACUCACUAAUAGUGAACGCAGACACUCAGCAGUGGAAAAGGAAGCAUACGCUAUCGUAGAAGCCCUGAGAAAAUGGCUACAUUACCUUAUCAGUAGACCCUUCACAUUGGUUACAGAUCAACGCUCAGUGUCUUUUAUGUUUGACCAGCAGAACAAGGGCAAGAUCAAAAACGAAAAGAUUCAAAGAUGGCGACUGGAGCUUAGUUGUUUCCAAUAUGACGUCGUAUAUCGACCCGGGAAACAAAACGCUGCGGCGGAUACCUUUUCAAGGAACCACUUUGCGUCAGCAAUGACUGGAGAAGACCUCAAACUGUUACACAACAACCUCUGUCACCCAGGGGUCACGAGACUCCUCCAUUUCGUUCGGACUAAGAACUUACCUUUUUCCUGCGAGGACGUCCGCAAAGUGGUAAACCAAUGUAAAACUUGCGCUGAACUGAAGCCUAGAUUCUUCAAACAGUUUUCAGGCACCCUCAUCAAAGCUACCCAACCAUAUCAGAGAGUAAGCAUUGAUUUUAAGGGGCCACUCCCAUCUGCUACUCACAAUAAAUACUUAUUAACAAUGGUGGAUGAGUACUCACGCUUCCCAUUUGCCUACCCAUGUCCCGAUAUGUCCUCAUCCACUGUCAUAAAGUGUUUAAAUCAGCUGUUUUCCUUUGUUGGGAUGCCAGAGUACGUCCAUUCUGACAGAGGUACGUCCUUUAUGUCGAGGGAGGUGCAAUCCUUUCUGCACGAGAGGGGAAUAGCUACAAGUAGAACAACCGCCUUUAAUCCUUCAGGCAACGGACAAAUUGAACGACUAAACAAAACUCUAUGGAACGCUGUUACUUUAGCACUGAAAGACCUCGAUCUCCCGAUCUCGAGAUGGGAGCUUGUCUUGAACCAGGCCCUAUACUCGAUUAGAUCAUUACUAUCUACGGCAACAAACGAAACUCCACAUGAGAGAGUUUUCCGGUUCAACCGGAAAUCCUCCUUCGGGAUAUCUAUCCCCACUUGGCUAUCUAGCCCAGGUAGAGUGUUGCUGAGAAGAGAGAACCGAUCUUCAAAGUAUGAUCCUCUCACGGAGGAAGUCGAAUUGCUGAUGUGCAACCCCCAAUAUGCUGUCGUACGGUUGCCCAGCGGUAAAGAGGAGACGGUCUCUCUAAGACGCUUGGCUCCCACCCCCUCCCCAUCCACAACAACAAGUGAACCUUCGUUCUUCCCUCAGGGUGAGGAUAAUGAAUAUCCUCCAGAAACUCGAAACACAGAAGUACCAGUCAACACCCCUACGGUGAUACAAGAAAGGAAAGAACCCCUGGUAGGCUCUGAGGACCUCCGAGCGCUUCCUCUUGAAAAUACCCCACUUGACGCUCAGGAACUCACUAGUGACUCCCAAACUGUAGAACAGGAUAGUCAACCCCGUUACAACUUGAGAGAGAGAAGAACCAGACCGAACUAUAGAGUCUAGAGUUGUUCCUUUAUUGCACUACAUAUGUUCUACAUAAACUGGCAUUGUUUAUCUCUUGCUACUGAUACUAGAGUUUACUUUUCACUCACUUACGUACAUGUCUACUUACUACACUAUUUGUUAAUAUUUAAAACAGAAACUAGUAAUUGUUUAUAAGUCAUACAACAGAUACUGGUUUUUAGGUUUCUUUGCAUCACCAUUCACUAUUGUUUACAAGAGAAAUUAAUAUUUCGACACUAUUUAUUGAUCUAUUGUAUUACAGGCACUGGCAUUCUCUUUUAUUUAUGCUAUUGGCCUACUAUAUUACUAUACUUGCUAUUUUAAUUCUAGGCGGGGUGAAUGUGGUGAAAUAGUUGCUAUUUGUUUAUGUUUGUGUAACGUCGUGAGAAUGUGUUCACAACAUGGAUUUAGUGUGCUACUGUCCAAGUCUCUUUCGUCAGUUCAUGUGUCGUUCUAGUUUAAUAAAGCCUUGUUUUAGGUUACUCUUCCGUGUUCCUUUAUUUCUUAUUACUCUAGUUCUAACAAGAGUCUAGUUCUAACAAGAGUCUAGUUCUAACAAGAGUCUAGUUCUAACAGAACGUUUCACGAAGAUUUUAGAUUCACCUGCCCCCUUCUGACAAUAUCUAGUCAUAAGAGAGCCGUACAGCACCAACACACUUCCCACAAUACACGACGACAGUCUCCUUAAGUUACUUGAGAUGUACUCCUAUUGAAAAAAGAAACAGAGCAGGAAGGACUCAAUCCUCCCGUACUGCUCUGGCAAGAAACUGGGCCGUUCGUCGUAAUGCCUCGUAGCUACCAUACAAGUCGAGUGACUGCUCAGACACGUCCCCCUUAGCUCUCGGAGCUGGGGACACUCGUAAAAGAUAUGAUACACUGUUUUGAUGCUCACUCCACAGUGACGGCAUCGUUGUUCGGACGAAACCGGGCAAAGUAUGUCCCAACUGGACAAUGUUCCGUCCUACACUGUGCAAUAAUUGCUUGUUCUGACCUCCUCAACCGCCACCACGGAUCGUCGCGAUCUGGGUGACGCAUAUGCUGCCAGACCCUAAAGUUACCAGGCGGAACGAGAUACGCCUCUUUCCUCUUGUUCCAGACAUGAGACUCCGUACUUUUUAUUUUCUUUUUGCUUUAGGCAGAAGGAAGCUUCUUCUCUACCUACACUGACGUCUCAGCCUUAAACAGUGCGUUGGUGUCCAGCAUGGUCUCCGAUCCAAGGAAGGCUUUAAACAAUGCUACCUUAUAUGACAAUGUGUAAUCAAAGCUAUUUCACAAAAAGAAGAUGCAAUCUAUAAAUCCGUUUUCUUAUAAAAUAAUGAGGUCAAAAGCUUAUGGAAGUGGUGAAUAUAAAUGGUCCCAUGCUCAAGAGUAAGUCCAUACUAUACUGACAUCCUUCUGAGGGUGAAAGCUGUUUCCCUUUUACCUAGGCAGAUGUAGUGCCUAGCUGAUGUGAGGAGAUAUGUAUUUUAAAUAUAAAUAGUCAUGACUGAUAAAAACAUAGCGCUCCUUAUAGAAUACUAAUAUUACAUUCCAUACAUUGUUUUUCAGUGUUUGGGACAAUACAUUUUUUUAAUUUUCAGCUUAUAUGUCAUUUGGUUUGUUUAAUAUGUCAUUUGGUUAGUUUUAAGAAUUAAAAUAUGUAAUAAGAAGAAUUAAUUUUUGUUUAUUGUUCACUGUUACCUCCCUGCUUCUAAUGUACCUUACAUUGUACAGUUUCCAGGUUUACAUCUUCAUCCUUGCCUUGCUUGUUUUCCCCUAAUUCCAGCGCUUCUUAGCCUGCAUAUGGUCAUUUCUUUUUACUAAACAUAUAUCAACUCACUCUGUCUGCCUGUUUCUAAACGUGAUUUCUCAUGCACCCUAUCUCGGAUCAAUUUGCUCAAUUAUUUCUUGAACCUGACAAGAAUCAAUAGCUAAAAUAACAAAAUAGUUAAUUAAGUAUUGGUAAUUAUUUAUUUUGUUUAGUAUCUCGAACAAGGGAAAGAAAUUGUACUUGACUGAAAAGGUGGUUUAAGUUGAAUUAGUGCCCUUUACACUUUAUAGAGUUUGAAACUAACAUAUAGCAAAAAAAAAAAAACACUUCUAUUUUCAUAUGCACUUCCUUUGUACAGUUGUGUAUUGGCUUGAGAAGGCUGAGGAGGCUUUAGACCUCAAGCUUGAAGUCAGGUCGUUCACCUUUUUUUUUAUAAAUGCAUUUAAAAAGCAACCACUUAGAUACCCCCUUCUUUCUCCAUCCAUCCCUUUCCAACUGGUCCAAACAAGUGACAGUAACUUAAUGUAUUGAGAAAGCUAAAAUCAUGAAAUGGUGCUAAACAAAAACAGUUGGUAGAAAUAUUGCUAGUCGCUCAGAUGUAUACUUGUCAGUCUAGAUCUAUUACAAGUUAAAUUACUCACUGACCCAAAGAAACUGUUUUUCUUGUUUAGUUUUAUUGUCAGCACCGAUGCCAGGUGGAAACCAGUUUUGACUAGAAAGUCUUUUUCUAGGCUAGUCAGCUUUUGUUAAGUUUUUGAUCUGGUCUAGAGGUUUUUUUUUCUGAAUGUAUUAUCUUAUCUUAUCUUAUAAAGUACAGACGUUACUUCAAGUCAUGCAUGUUAACCAAUGAGUUAAAGUCUGCCAAGUCAUUUGUUUUCCUUGCUCGGCACUGGUAGGGUCGGUCCUAAAGAUUGCGGGGCCCUAUGCGAAACGGAUUGCGUGGGCCAAGUCUAGGUAGGGAUAAGAAUAUUAAGUGAAAAUAAAGAUUUUUAAUUAGAAAAUAAAUUUCUCUUUGAAUUUUAUUCAUAUUUUACAAAAUCAUUGUCAAAUUAACUUACGAGCCAUCUACAGUAGAUAGUAGUUUUCCAACAAAAAACCGAUAAACAUUCAGAUCUGCUUUUUAGAUUUACUAUCAACUAUCAAAAUAUCGCUUGUUUUUUUUUAAGAGGUCGAGAUGGAUUUAGACCUAUAUUUGUAUACCAAUGACUAUUAAAGUAAAUUAAAUAUUUGAACUUCUUGUUUUGUUUAAAAUUCGCUUUAUUAUUACAUUUUUAUUAAAAAUCGCGACUAGGAUUUGUGUUUUUCAUAUUGAAUGACACCCCCGAAAUGACAAUUUUGUCUUUUUUUAAGGCGAUUAGCAUGAGUUUUUAGAAGAUUUUAAUAAUUUCAGGAGAUUUGUAUGUUCUUUUCGUAUAUUUUGCAAUUACAGGAGAAUUAAAUGAACCUUUUAAUAAUAAGUUACAAUGGUUUAAUUUAAUCAUUUUUACCUAGAUUUCUCGCGGGGCCUAUGAAAGUGCGGGACCCACUGCGGCCGCAUGGGUUGCAGUGGCGUACGAGUCUACGACCGGCCAAGGGCUCAGGCAACCCAUUCCAUGCUCUAAUACACUAAGGAAGAAGAAGCAUUUGUACAAAUUUGCCCUAGCAUAGGGAGCGAGGAAUGUGUCUUUAUCUUUGUGUCUUUUUGAGUAUUUUAUUCGUUUUUUUUUUGCAUUUGAAGAUAAUGUUUACUGUUUUAUAUGUAUAAUUUCUUCUUUACUUUUAAGUCUUCUAUCCUGAAGGCUUUCUAAAUUUAGUAAUUUUACUAAAGGUGUUACUCUAGUCAAAUGUGAAUAUUCGUUUGUUAUUAAUCUCACUGCUCUAUUUUGUGUCUGUUUACUGCCGGAGCUUGCUCAUUACGAGGUUGUUUCCUCAUUCUCUAUGUCUCUUCAUACAGCCGUAGGGCGUUUCUUUAAAUAUUCAUAACACAACUAAGAAUUGUAUUAAGUAAGUUCUUUAAUAUACACCCUUUUACAAAUUAAGUAUCUUGUCUGAUUUUUUUAAAAAAAAUUUAAAGAAGAAAACAUUUAACGCAAGGCAAGGCGUCCAAAUUGUACAACACGGUCCGGCUGUCACCAUCAUAGAGAAAUUGUAAAUUCUUCAUUGGUAUGAAUUCAACGACGUUAACAUGGUGCUUAUACGAAAUACUGAACGUUAUUAUUUAUCUAUAUUUGUC